Mandrillus leucophaeus (drill) is the source of this 2341-nucleotide messenger RNA. It is a transcript of the gene MPP4, whose product is annotated as membrane protein, palmitoylated 4 (MAGUK p55 subfamily member 4). The record is from RefSeq and is a predicted model, not a curated record. Gene Ontology annotation, cellular component: plasma membrane; adherens junction. Gene Ontology annotation, molecular function: protein binding. Bases 214 to 2004 code for a protein of 596 amino acids. The transcript is spliced from 20 exons. NCBI's taxonomy places the organism in Eukaryota, Metazoa, Chordata, Mammalia, Primates, Cercopithecidae.
CAGAGGUUUUAUUGGGAGCAGUGAGGUGACUUUGGCAGCCAACAGGCCACUAGUAUCUUCUACUAACGCUUUUGUCUGGAUAGGAGCAACAUUGCGUGUUUACAGUCUUGCAGUGUGCUGAGAGCUGGUGGCCAGUGUGACUGAGUGAGCUGUGUGCCGUGUAUUGACCUGCUUCCUACUCCUGAAUUCCUUUUGGAAGCUCCGGCAGGGAGGAUGAUACAGUCAGACAAAGGAGCAGAUCCACCAGACAAGAAGGACAUGAAGCUUUCUACAGCCACCAAUCCGCAGAAUGGCCUCUCGCAGAUCCUGAGGCUUGUGCUGCAAGAGCUGAGUCUGUUCUACAGCAGAGACGUGAAUGGAGUGUGUCUCUUGUAUGAUCUCCUCCACUCACCGUGGCUUCAGGCUCUGCUAAAGAUUUAUGACUGCCUCCAGGAGUUUAAAGAAAAGAAACUAGUUCCUGCCACACCCCAUGCACAGGCGUUAUCCUAUGAGGUAGUGGAGUUAUUACGUGAAACCCCUACUUCCCCUGAGAUCCAAGAGCUGAGACAAAUGCUCCAGGCUCCACACUUUAAGGCCUUGCUCAGUGCCCAUGACACGAUAGCUCAGAAAGAUUUUGAACCCCUUCUCCCUCCGCUGCCAGACAAUAUCCCUGAGAGUGAGGAAGCAAUGAGGAUUGUUUGUUUGGUGAAAAACCAACAGCCCCUGAGCAUGCUUGGAUUAGUGAGGUUGCUCUAUGCUGGAGACAAACUGGUAGAAGUGAAUGGAGUUUCAGUUGAGGGACUGGACCCUGAACAAGUGAUCCAUAUUCUGGCCAUGUCUCGAGGCACAAUCAUGUUCAAGGUGGUUCCAGUCUCUGACCCUCCUGUGAAUAGCCAGAAAAUGGUGUAUGUUCGUGCCAUGACUGAGUACUGGCCCCAGGAGGAUCCUGACAUCCCCUGCAUGGACGCUGGAUUGCCUUUCCAGAAGGGGGACAUCCUCCAGAUUGUGGACCAGAAUGAUGCCCUCUGGUGGCAGGCCCGAAAAAUCUCAGACCCUGCUACCUGCGCUGGGCUUGUCCCUUCUAACCACCUUCUGAAGAGGAAGCAACGGGAAUUCUGGUGGUCUCAGCCAUACCAGCCUCACACCUGCCUCAAGUCAACCUUAUCAAUUUCUAUGGAAGAAGAAGAUGACAUGAAGAUUGAUGAGAAAUGUGUGGAAGCAGAUGAAGAAACAUUUGAAUCUGCUGGCUUCCGCCGCAGCAUGCGCCUGUGUCGCAGGAAGUCUCACCUCAGCCCGCUGCAUGCCAGUGUGUGCUGCACCGGCAGCUGCUACAGUGCAGUGGGUGCCCCUUACGAGGAGGUGGUGAGGUACCAGCGACGCCCUUCAGACAAGUACCGCCUCAUAGUGCUCAUGGGACCCUCUGGUGUUGGAGUAAAUGAGCUCAGAAGACAACUUAUUGAAUUUAAUCCCAGCCAUUUUCAAAGUGCUGUGCCACACACUACUCGUACUAAAAAGAGUUAUGAAAUGAAUGGGCGUGAGUAUCACUAUGUGUCCAAGGAAACAUUUGAAAGCCUCAUAUAUAGUCACAGGAUGCUGGAGUAUGGUGAGUACAAAGGCCACCUGUAUGGCACUAGUGUGGAUGCUGUUCAAACAGUCCUUGAUGAAAGAAAGAUCUGCGUCAUGGACUUAGAGCCUCAGGAUAUUCAAGUGGUUCGAACUCAUGAACUGAAGCCCUAUGUCAUAUUUAUAAAGCCAUCGAAUAUGAGGUGUAUGAAACAAUCUCGGAAAAAUGCCAAGAUUAUUACUGACUACUUUGUGGACAUGAAGUUCAAGGAUGAAGACCUACAAGAGAUGGAAAAUUUAGCCCAAAGAAUGGAAACUCAGUUUGGCCAAUUUUUUGAUCAUGUGAUUGUGAAUGACAGCUUGCAUGAUGCAUGUGCCCAGUUGUUGUCUGCCAUACAGAAGGCUCAGGAGGAGCCUCAGUGGGUACCAGCAACAUGGAUUUCCUCAGAUACUGAGUCUUAAUGAGACUUCUUGUUUAAUGCUGGAGUUUUAACACUGUGCCCUUGUUACAGCAAUCCACAGUUGCAAUCUAAAACAGCAGUAUUUGACCCAUUAUAAUGUGUACAACUUUAAAAGUGCAGUAGUUUAUUAAUUAAUCUUAUUUGAAAAAAUUUUUAUUGUAUGGUUAUGUAGUUACCUAUUUGGCUCUUAAAAAUUUUUUUUCCUUUAUCUCAUAUGCAGCUGUAGUAGAAAUAUGAAUAAUGUUAAGUCACUGAGUAUGAGAACCUUUUGCAGAUUUCAUAUCUUUUAAAGAUUUAAAUAAAGAGCUUUCCUAAAUAUAAUAAGCAAUAUUUAACUU